GGCGCCGGGCGGCGUGGAGGGGCCUGAGCCGCUUCCUCCUCCUCCUCCUCCUCCUCCUCGCCCGGGGGGCGCGCGCGCGGGGGGGGGCAGGCGGCGGCGCGUGCUGGCGGCGGCGGGGGCGCGCGCGGGCUCGGUCGCGGCGGCGGCGCAGCGGGGGGAUUGUUUGCGCCGCCGCUCGGGGAAGCGGAGCGCCAGGAACGCUCCCCGCCGCGCCCCCCCGCACUCCUCCUCCUCCCCGCGCCCCGCCGCCGCCGUUCUCACGCCGGGCACCCACCCCGGAGCCAAUAUUCCCGAGAUCAAGCGCUACGCGGCGGCGGCGGCGGGGCCGGCGGCGGGGCCCGGGGCGGUCGUCGGGGCCGGCGGAGACCGCAGCGAGGCCGCCGCCGCCGCCGCCAUGGAAGCGCUGGGACCCGGGCCCCCAGCCAGCCUAUUCCAGCCCCCGCGCCGCCCCGGCCUGGGAACCGUGGGGAAACCCAUCCGCCUCCUGGCCAACCACUUCCAGGUGCAGAUCCCCAAGAUCGAUGUCUAUCACUACGAUGUCGAUAUCAAACCAGAAAAACGCCCCCGGAGAGUGAACAGAGAGGUGGUGGAUACUAUGGUGAGACACUUCAAGAUGCAGAUAUUUGGUGAUCGGCAGCCCGGAUACGAUGGCAAACGGAACAUGUACACUGCGCACCCGUUACCUAUUGGCCGGGACAGAGUGGAUAUGGAGGUGACGCUUCCAGGAGAGGGGAAGGACCAGACGUUCAAAGUGUCCAUUCAGUGGGUGUCUGUCGUCAGCCUCCAGCUGCUGCUGGAAGCUCUGGCCGGGCACUUGAACGAAGUUCCUGAGGAUUCCGUGCAGGCGCUGGACGUGAUCACACGGCACCUGCCCUCCAUGAGGUACACUCCCGUGGGUCGCUCCUUCUUCUCCCCCCCCGAAGGUUAUUACCACCCCCUGGGCGGUGGCAGGGAGGUCUGGUUUGGUUUCCACCAGUCGGUCAGACCCGCCAUGUGGAACAUGAUGCUCAACAUUGAUGUGUCAGCAACUGCUUUCUAUCGUGCCCAGCCUAUCAUUGAGUUCAUGUGUGAGGUCUUGGACAUUCAGAACAUCAAUGAACAAACCAAGCCUCUUACAGACUCCCAGCGUGUCAAGUUUACCAAAGAAAUCAGAGGUCUAAAAGUAGAGGUUACCCAUUGUGGCCAGAUGAAGAGAAAAUACCGGGUUUGCAAUGUUACUCGGAGACCAGCCAGUCAUCAGACGUUUCCUCUGCAGCUGGAAAAUGGGCAGGCUAUGGAGUGCACAGUAGCUCAAUAUUUUAAGCAGAAGUACAGUCUGCAGCUAAAAUAUCCGCACCUUCCCUGUCUCCAAGUAGGACAGGAACAGAAACACACAUACUUACCGCUUGAGGUGUGUAACAUCGUGGCUGGCCAGAGGUGCAUCAAGAAGCUGACGGACAAUCAGACGUCCACUAUGAUCAAAGCAACUGCGAGAUCCGCGCCCGACCGACAGGAAGAAAUCAGCAGACUAGUGAAAAGCAACAGUAUGGUUGGUGGACCUGAUCCGUAUCUGAAGGAGUUUGGCAUCGUUGUCCAUAACGAAAUGACGGAGUUGACAGGCAGAGUUUUGCCAGCACCGAUGCUGCAAUAUGGAGGCAGGAACAAGACUGUGGCCACACCAAACCAAGGUGUGUGGGACAUGAGAGGGAAACAGUUCUAUGCUGGCAUCGAGAUUAAAGUUUGGGCUGUUGCCUGUUUUGCUCCUCAAAAACAAUGCAGGGAGGACUUACUAAAGAGUUUCACGGACCAGCUGCGCAAGAUCUCAAAGGACGCGGGGAUGCCCAUCCAAGGCCAGCCCUGUUUCUGCAAAUACGCCCAGGGUGCGGACAGCGUGGAGCCCAUGUUUAAACACUUAAAACUGACCUAUGUUGGUCUGCAGCUGAUUGUGGUGAUUCUACCCGGGAAGACGCCUGUGUAUGCUGAAGUAAAGCGAGUUGGUGACACUCUCCUAGGAAUGGCCACUCAGUGUGUUCAGGUAAAGAAUGUGGUAAAAACCUCACCGCAAACGCUGUCCAACCUGUGUCUGAAGAUAAAUGCAAAGCUUGGAGGAAUCAACAAUGUGCUUGUGCCUCAUCAAAGGCCCUCGGUGUUCCAGCAGCCAGUGAUCUUCCUGGGCGCGGACGUCACUCACCCUCCCGCCGGGGACGGGAAGAAGCCGUCCAUCGCCGCGGUGGUGGGCAGCAUGGACGGGCACCCCAGCCGCUACUGCGCCACGGUCCGCGUGCAGACGUCGCGCCAGGAGACCUCCCAGGAGCUGCUCUACAGCCAGGAGGUCAUACAGGACCUGACCAACAUGGUGCGAGAGUUGCUCAUCCAGUUCUACAAAUCCACUCGCUUCAAGCCCACGAGGAUCAUUUACUACAGAGGAGGAGUAUCAGAAGGACAGAUGAAGCAGGUAGCUUGGCCAGAACUCAUAGCAAUCCGGAAGGCCUGUAUUAGUUUGGAAGAAGAUUAUAGACCAGGAAUAACCUACAUUGUUGUGCAGAAAAGGCAUCACACCCGACUGUUCUGUGCUGACAAAACUGAAAGGGUGGGUAAGAGUGGCAACGUACCAGCGGGCACUACUGUGGACAGCACCAUCACGCAUCCUUCUGAGUUUGACUUUUACCUCUGUAGCCACGCAGGGAUUCAGGGAACCAGCCGGCCCUCCCACUACCAGGUCUUGUGGGACGACAACUGUUUUACCGCAGACGAGCUCCAGCUGCUGACGUACCAGCUGUGUCACACCUACGUCCGCUGUACGCGGUCGGUCUCUAUUCCAGCUCCUGCCUACUACGCCCGGCUGGUGGCGUUCAGGGCCAGGUACCAUCUGGUGGACAAGGAUCAUGACAGCGCCGAAGGCAGCCACGUGUCGGGACAGAGCAACGGGCGCGAUCCUCAGGCUCUGGCGAAGGCGGUGCAGAUCCACCAUGAUACUCAGCAUACCAUGUAUUUUGCUUGAGAGCGUCCGGGGACAUGGGGCAAAACCCCCAACCCGCGCAGUCCUGAAAUGUUGCGAACGGCUCCUGCUGCAGCCGGGGCCCAGCUUGGCUCAGGCUGCCCAGUACCAGCAGCUCUGAACAGUCGCACUGAGUCUGUGCUUCACAGCGAUGUCUGAUGCACCAACACAAUUGAGCCAUUUGUUUCAUUGUUUUAUGUCAUAGAAAUUCAUAGACUUGUCUUUUCUGAUGCAUUGGACUGAAUUUUUACCUCAAAGCGCAAAAGGCCGAUCAUCCUGAAAUUUUUAAAGGACUUGGCACGAAAGGUUUCUAUUGAAUAUUUUGCUAGCUGUCAUUUUUAAGUUCUCUUCUCAUCCCAUUAGUUUAUCACGACGACUGAUUCCCCGUCUUCAUGCACUGCUUAGUGAGUAUGCGUGUUCCGGCAAAACGUUUUACUCCGGUUCAAUGUAAUUGUUCUAUUGUGUGGGGCCAUAGAUUUUUUAAUGGAGAUUUUAGACUUCACUACUGUAAAUGCCUUUUAACAAACAUAACUUUCACAGGUAUUGCAGUUUUUUGUCGGUUUUACUAAUUAUCUUUUUAAUCUCUGCAGACUUUGGCUGCAAAGCAAUUGCACUAUAUUGCGAGUUCAAAUAGGUGGUUCUUGUUCUGUGAAUGUGUAAUAUAACCAGAUGGUGAUGCCUGUCAGUAGAUUUUAAUUAUAAUGGUGACAAAUAAUACUGCCAUGGUAUCGUAACAAGUUCGGAACCAUCAUUUCCCCCUCUAAAAACGAUAAAAAACGACAAAAAAAAAUUAGCUUUUAGGUAUUUUGCAAACUUUUACAAAAGUGCCCACUUUAUGCUGCUGUGUGGUUUGAUAAAUCGAAAUGAUUUUAAAACUUUUUUCUCAUAGGAGGUUUAACUUUGGCAAUAAAUAGUUGUUUUUUAAGCCCCCCCGACAGUGUAGUUUUCUAGCUGAGGACUGUGCAUGAGUUCAACCAACGUUCUCGUGUCGUUUUCUGAACACACAAUUUGGCAGUUUCUGAAACCAAUUAGAAAAGACACGCUUCCAUGCUUUUUUUUUUAAAGAAUUCUUUUUAACUGUUUUAUAUUCACUGUUGGUUUCCUGUCUACAUGUUUUUAUAAGCUUGGAAACUGGGUGUUACAUGUAGGAAGGCUCGCCGGCCUGUACAGUCUAAAUGUGUCGUGUGACAGGCAACCUAAGGACUUGUACCAGCAUUUUAAGCUCUUUUUUCCCUUUUCCUUUGUUUUUCCCCCCCGGGAAUGGAGGUUGCGCACACAACUGCAUUGAUGUCUAACCAGUGUACAGCUCAUUUACUGAUUGCAUCCCAGCCGAGAAAUUAGGGGAUUUUUAAUCCGCUUGGCUUUUUUUAGCUGGAAUAGAGAACAGGGGCUUGGUUGCACGGAAUCCUGGAAUCCACCGACAUCGUACGUUCAGACUCGAUUCCUCGCAGUGUAAACCUGAGUUAGAGCAGAUCAAAAGCCUGUUCCUAAACCAAUUAGAGCCAACGGCGCCACUUUGGUAAGAGAAUUUGGCGAAUCUGUGCUGCCCGUGCGGGGUUUGCUGCUGGUCCAGAGUCGAGGAACCAGCCCCUCUGCAUUUCCGCAAUAUAAAAUGCUGUUUCCUUCAGUCUUUAAGCUUGUAAAUAAAUUAAAGUUUACAUUUCUAAAUGCUGGGGGUUUUUCAGUUGUACCAGAGUACACUGAACUUAGUCUUCAAACAGUUUUAUAACCUUCUAUCAAGUAGUAUGUCUCAUUAAAUUAAGUUUAAACUCUUGUUUCUUUUCUGUUGAAAACGGGACUGAAGGGAACUCUGCUCCUGGCCCGUGCUGUGGACAGGUUUAGAUUGAAAAAAAAGAAGAAAAUAUAUAUAUUCUUUUAAGUUUUCUUUUUUUUUAAAGAAUACCUCACUUGUGUAAUAAAAUCAGGACAUGUGGGUGAGAGACUGACCGCUGCUUCAGCUAGAUGGCUGCUUUUCUCAGUACUCGUUCAGGGAGAACACAAAAACCCCCUUUUUAGAAUGAACUCUGACUGACCCAACACAUACGGAGAACUUUUGGCACCUUGAAAAGGAACCGCGCGCCCUCUUUAGGUUCUAGGAUCAAAGAUCGCUAUUUUGCAUUUGUGCACUAGGCAAGAAUGUGGCUGGUUUAAACAAGGGUGCGUAAGAAGUAACUUAAUUUUAUCACCAGUUCGUUAGUUGUCCAGUGCCAAGCACUCCCAGCUCAGAUCAAGUGACGUGAGAGCCUCUCCUUUGUUUGCCUGAGUAUUUAACCUCAGACUAGGGGGCUGUUAGACCUCGACUAAGGCCAGGACCUGAGCUCAGUGUGGUGUUAACCCGCCGCGCCGCAGGGCUGUGGCUUUGGGGGCAGAACGCUCGAGUUCAGGCCCGUGACGAGGCCGAGAUCAGAGUUUGGGCAGCGCUGUCCUACGCAGGCCUGAGUCUGAGUCUGAAGGUUGGGCUGGACGAUCUGGAUUAACCCCUUGGGACCGACUGAAUCGUGAUGCAUGUGUCAAUCAAUGGGAAGAUGUGCAUUCUGUAGCUGUAGUUCUUAGGGUGUUUUGGGUUUGGUUUUGGUUUUUUUAAUAAAUAACGCCUGUUGGCCACUGUUUAGCUCUGUGGUGUGAAAGGUUUUAAAUGUAGCAAAGUUUAAAGAGUUGGGGAAGGGGGUGGUUGACGUAAGACAAAGGCAGAAAAUGCCAUUUUUCAGCCCAGUUCUGCUUGCUUUGUGACCAGCUGGGCUCUGGCCAUCGCUCGUUCGCCUCUCGCCGACCUGCCCAGCCCUAAGUACCGAUCGUAGCGCCGCAAGUACCGAUCGUAGCGCCGCAAGUACCGAUCGUAGUGCCGCAAGUACCGAUCGUAGCGCCGCAAGUACCGAUCGUAGCGCCGCAAGUACCGAUCGUAGCGCCGCAAGUACCGCAAGGGCAGGACGUGUCACACAGCACGGCUCUCGCCCCGACGCGGCGCCAGAGCCCUUUAAUCCGCGGCGACAGCUUUGCCCCUCGGGCGGGGAUACGGGCACCUUAGUUCAGAGCCAGCGUUUAACAAAACCGACCCCCAAAGUACCUUCGUGGAUGUGCUGUAGGAUUUUUCUUGCUCAAUAGCAAGGGAGUAGCUCUGCUUUCAUUUUCGGAAGGCAGGGUGGGAGGGCAUUGUAUCAAUACUGUCUCAACUGCAAGGUUUUUUCCUUGUGCACUGGAGGAAAGAUCUUGUAAUAUCACGUACAGAUUUUCUUAUACCUUGCUAUUGACAUUUUCAUAUUUCUAUGUCUAGAGGCUGAAACUUCAAUGUAAAAUGUUUGCAUUUGUUCAUUUUGACUUAUGAUGUAAUUUUCGUUUCUAUAUUGUUAGACUUGUAAUGUUUAAAAUGGUAUUUUAUUAAAUUUGGACUGGAUGUAUGUCUAUAGCAAUACGAGGUACUCUUUCUAAACUGUUAUGGGUGGGUUGCAGCCCCAUGUUGCGAUAAGAUGCUGGUUGUGUACAAUUUGCAAUGUAUUUCUUUUUUUUUUUUUAGCCUGCAGGGAUAUUUUGUGUUCAUGUGUCCAAAAAUGAGAAGAAGAAUAAUAAAAAUUGGCAUUCUUGUGCCAAAUGUUCUGUUUUUCCUCGUUGAUGUCUAUUAAAUGCAAUGUACAGAGUGAGCAACCGAUACUGUUGCCUGUAUACAAAUGUCUUAAAUUAUUUAACUUUUAAUUAAAACUUGUACACAAUGUGUAACCUGUGGAACUCAUUGCCACAACAUAUUUAUUUCUGAUGUGCAAGGAUGUGGAAGGCGCUAGAACUACGGAUAACAUCCCGUGGUACUAACGCGGGGUCGAAUUGCUGUUGGCAGAGCCUGCGCCAACCACGGGAUGUUCAUAACGGGCCUAUUUAUUUUAUUCUUUAACGUUCUCGGAAAUUCUAUAGCAAUGUCUAGAGAAAAUAUGGUGUCGAUAGACUCUGUAUCUGCCUGGGGAUGUGAUUCUAUAUUAGAGAGUCGCUAAUUAAUAAAUGGAAGAGCUGUUUGCUUUA
Columba livia (rock pigeon) is the source of this 6982-nucleotide messenger RNA. RefSeq names its product protein argonaute-4. NCBI's taxonomy places the organism in Eukaryota, Metazoa, Chordata, Aves, Columbiformes, Columbidae. Gene Ontology annotation, biological process: regulatory ncRNA-mediated post-transcriptional gene silencing. The transcript is spliced from 18 exons. Bases 395 to 2980 code for a protein of 861 amino acids. Gene Ontology annotation, molecular function: protein binding; miRNA binding; single-stranded RNA binding. The record is from RefSeq and is a predicted model, not a curated record.